GUUCCAACCCUGUUCUGAAUUGUAUUGAACCAGUUAAACCGCCACCCAGACCCCGAAGCAGUUCAUUAUUUCACUGCACGUGCCUGGAGUGGAGUGACCCUCUAGUACCGUGGUUGGACACCCCUACCGGAUGUCAAGAAAGACUAAGUGGACAUUUUCUUCUUGUCCGAGCAGUAUAGAUUAGUAAAGUUUCGCUGCUUUGAGGAUUCUCGGCUUGCGUGCAGUUUUAACAAUGAUACCCUUACAAAAGAGUAACGGUAAAAGAACAUUUCUUUCCCUCUGGCAAAUGACUGUGGGAAGCUUUGUUCGGUCAUUGUUAGUUUUUGCCUUUGGACUAGGAGUUGGCUUUGGUUUGAGCAGUUUCUUAUUAAGUAUUGCGUUUGAGGAGAAAAAGCAAGAACAUUACAGUGUGAUACCGAAUGAUCCUCAUGGACACCUUCCAGAUGAUUCUGACAGUCAAGUGUUGCAGGGACAAAUGAACUUCAGUGUUGACCAUUGGCAUUAUUCAGAAGACAAAAUGGUUGCAGAGGAUCUUCAUAAGAAUGUUCGAGUCUUGUGUUGGGUGAUGACUGGACCACAGAACCUGGAAACGAAAGCCAAGCAUGUUAAUGCCACUUGGACCAAGCACUGCAACAAAGUACUCUAUAUGAGCUCAACAGAGGACAAAAACCUCAAUGUGGUGAGGCUAGAUGUUAAAGAGGGCAGGGACCAACUCUACUGGAAAACUAUCAAAGCCUUUCAUUAUAUUUAUGAGCAUCACUUUGAUGAAGCUGACUGGUUCUUGAAAGCAGAUGAUGAUACUUUUGUUGUCCUAGAAAAUCUGCGCCUUUUGCUUUCUAAAUAUAAGCCAGACCAACCAAUAUACUUCGGACGUCGGUUCAAACCCUAUUUAAAACAGGGGUAUAUGAGUGGAGGAGCUGGAUAUGUGUUAAGCAAAGAAGCACUGAGGAGAUUUAUUGAGGGUUUCAAAACCAAACAAUGCACUCAUGUUACUUACGUUGAAGAUCUGGCAUUGGGAAGGUGUAUGGAGACAAUGAAUGUAACAGCCGGAGACGCCAGGGAUAAAAAUAAAAGAGAAUCUUUUCACCCGUUUACACCAGAAAUGCAUCUUGUUAAAUCCUAUGGGGCCAAAACUUUCUGGUACUGGAGCUAUAACUUGUAUCCCACUGAAGAGGGUCCAGGAUGCUGUGCUGAUCUCGCAAUAUCAUUCCACUAUGUUGAUUCAAUCCACAUGUAUGAGUUGGAAUACUUAGUUUAUCAUUUGCGGGCCUAUGGGUACAAGUACAGAUACAAUACAGAUGGAGAGUAAUAAAAAGAAGAUACAGAAUCAAUGAAAAGAAAUAUAGGAUUAAUUAGAACAGUGGUGCACAACUCAAUCCUGGAGGGCCGGUGUCCCUGCAGGUUUUUAUUCCAACUGCACCCUAAAGUACUUUAUUGGACCUGAUUAGAAGCUUAAUUGGCCCAAUCAACUAAUUUAGAGUAUGGUUAGAACUAAAACCAGGAGGGACACCGGCCCUCCAUGGCUUGAGUUGUGCACUAUUGAAUUAGAAGAACUGAAAUUAUUUUGAAAUUUGUGGAUGCAUUGCACUGCUUUUUGUUUGGUUGUAAACUGAGAUAUAAACUAUGUCCUAAAUACAAUGUUGUCAUGUAUAUCUUGUAUCCUCUAUAUGCAGUCUCUUGUUGUCAAGGAUAAUAAUGUUUACAAUGUUGUGUGUGUGUGUGACCAAAUACCCUCAGCACGUAAUUUUUUUGUCACAUUUUAAAACUGGAAUCUAAAAGUUACCAUUUUCAGAAAGAGUUUAUCAGCAGUUGAAUAAGUACAGAUGAGGGAUCAUAGCUUUUUUUACUUUUAAAGGAAAUACCAAUGUAAUUAAAUGCAGGGACUCAAACUGUAUUCUACGUUUUCACCCUCCAUUAUGUAUAUCAGGCUUUGAGAUUUAGAACGAUUUUGAUAAAAAUAACGAUGGGCCUGUGUUUCUCAAAUGCUGCCGACAAGGCGAUCACCUGCAAACCUUACAGUGAUGUUGGUAAUGGUAGCUUUUGUUUAGCCUGUUGCACUAAUGUUAGGAUAAUUUUAUUGAUUUGCAUUUUUUUUUUUCCAGCUGAUUCUGUUGAUGUUUUCUUUAGCAUAAAAGGUGUGGCCACAAUACUGUUUUGCUUGAGAUCCACUUUUCCAUGGUCCUACCUGACAGCUGCAACAUCUGGUGUGCUUUUAAUAAUCAUUUAAUUGACUAUUUCUUACUGAUAACUGAAUUUGUUCAGUGCUAUGCAAUAAGGGUCUUGUUUCCAUCCUUGUGAGGGCAUCAUGGUUGGUGUCUCUCGAUUUCUCUCUCAUUGUUUAUAAUGUAUCUAUUUAGAAUGUAUCUAUUGUGGGCUGCAGUGGGGUUUGUGGGUUAUAUGUGUGUCUUACAGAGUGAAACUCAACACAGCUGGAAAAUGCAUAGUGGCUGACACGUGGCAACUGUCCAGAACUAAUAGCUAAGUAUUUUACUUGAUCUGUUAUUUUGUAUCAGGGCUAAUUCAUAAACUCUAGUAGUAGUGAAUUUCUCUGUAUAAUUUGACCUGUAUGUUAAUAAUAAAACUUGACUAGUGUGAAAUGAAA
This is a messenger RNA of Polyodon spathula (Mississippi paddlefish), 2602 nucleotides long. RefSeq names its product glycoprotein-N-acetylgalactosamine 3-beta-galactosyltransferase 1-like. The transcript is spliced from 4 exons. The record is from RefSeq and is a predicted model, not a curated record. Gene Ontology annotation, cellular component: membrane. The coding region runs from base 233 to 1309 and encodes 358 amino acids. Lineage: Eukaryota; Metazoa; Chordata; Actinopteri; Acipenseriformes; Polyodontidae. Gene Ontology annotation, molecular function: N-acetylgalactosaminide beta-1,3-galactosyltransferase activity.